AUGGUUUUGCCAGUAGGGCAUUUGAGCUAUUCUAACACUUUUUGCUCGUCUGCAGAGAUCUUAAAGAAAGCUGGACCAACUCCGGAAUUUUCCGACCGUAUCGCUGAGGGAUUCCAUCAGUUUACUGAUCGUUGGCCAAACGAGACAGGCGUUUUGGGAGACAAUUAUUUUAUUGACAAUGGCAUCUCUCUACAAUUCAACCCACGACCAUGGAUCUGUUUGGGUGUGUGUAUGACGCAAAUGAGUGCCAUGUUUUGUGUGAUUCUCUAUUUGGGCUGGUCAAUGCACAAGAAGCUGAACUCAACAGAAAUGAUCAGUGAUCGGAGAUAUCGAUUGCAGAAACAAUUGUUCCAGUGUUUGAUCGUCCAAUUCAUUGUGCCAAUAAUCCUUGAAUAUAUCCCUUGUACUGCUUUGUUUCUUAUGCCAAUGACUGGCCAAUUUGUGGAUCUGGAAGUAUUUACGAUAGCCAUCAGUCUUUAUGCUGUAUUUGAACCAAUUGUUGUGAUGUAUUUUGUGAGGGAAUACCGCUUGGCUCUCAUCGCUUUACGUCUCGGAAAGAAAUCCCAUCCAUUGGUUAAAAUCAGCUCACUACAGACCAUGUACAACGAUUCAGUUCAAAAGGAUUUA
Molecule: messenger RNA, 627 nt
Organism: Mesorhabditis belari
Lineage: Eukaryota; Metazoa; Nematoda; Chromadorea; Rhabditida; Rhabditidae
Source: the annotation of a GenBank genome assembly